Messenger RNA from Rhizophagus irregularis DAOM 181602=DAOM 197198, 1665 nucleotides. RefSeq lists its product as uncharacterized. NCBI's taxonomy places the organism in Eukaryota, Fungi, Glomeromycota, Glomeromycetes, Glomerales, Glomeraceae. Gene Ontology annotation, molecular function: oxidoreductase activity, acting on paired donors, with incorporation or reduction of molecular oxygen; iron ion binding; heme binding. The record is from RefSeq and is a predicted model, not a curated record.
UUUUCAUCUUAAAAUUGUUAAACCAAGUUGAGUAUGACAGCAUGACCCCGUUGAACCCCCACAUCAGGAUCGUCAUGCUAGGUUCAUGAUUUAUUUCGCGUAACAAAUCCUGGAGGUUAAGUCGGCCCGUGAAUUUUUUUACCCAUAUAUAUACACGUACAAGUUCCUUUUUUAAUUGGAAAAAUGGUUGGAUUAAUAUUUUUCGCUAUUAUUUUGGUUAUUAUUUAUAAAUAUGCUUUUAAAAAAAAUAAAAAACCUGAAGGAUUUGAAGAUGUUCCAUUUAUUUCUGGAUUACCCGUAGCAUGGGCAUAUUUACGACAAAGAAAUUACGAUGAAAUUGGAGAUUUAAUUCGUAAUCUCUCAGGAGGUCAUGGAUUUUAUUUUAGUCGCUUCGGCUCAUUUAUACAAUUAAACAUUGCAAGCCCUGAUUAUGCUAAAAUUUUAUUAACUCAAUCAGAGGAUGCUGCUCCUAAGUCUGAACAGAAUCCUACAAGUAUUUUAUAUAAAUUUUUCGGAAAUGGAUUACCAUUUUCUAAUGGUGACAAAUGGAGAGCUCAUAGGAAAUUAGCAACCCCAGCGUUCAAUAAUGCAUUAUCUCCAGAAAUGGUUGGUGAAACUACAUUAGAUCUUAUUUCCUUCAUUCAACAAAAUUUAAACCGACCAAUUGACGUAUUCGAAAUUAUGCAACGUACUACGAUUGAAGUUCUGGGAAAAUUGGCUUUUGGAUAUAAAUUUGGCUGUUUAGAAUCUGAAGAAACUCCUCAUAUUAUAAAGGUUUAUAAAUACGUUAUUUCAACUAUUGUAUCUCCUUACCGUCGAGUAUUUCGUUGGAUAAGUAAAUUACCUAUAGAAUCUAACAAAAAAUUCAUGAAUGCAAUCGAAGAAUUUGAUGGAUUUAUUUUUGAUAUUAUAGAAACAAAGAGAAAUGAAAUUAAAAAAAAUCCUUAUAAUAAAGGUCAUGACUUAUUAACAAGUAUGUUAGAACUUGGUGAACAGGAAGGAAUUAAUACUGAUGUAAAACAGUUAAGAGAUGAGAUGGUAAAUUUUUUUGUCGCAGGUCAUGAUACAACUUCGAUGUCGUUGAGUGUAUCGCUUUAUUAUCUUGCAAAAUAUCCAGAAAUGCAAGAAAAGGCACGAGCAGAAGUGAUUAGUAUUCUCGGUAACUUUCCAAAUACACUACCAAAUUCGGAUCAAUUAAAGGAAUUGAAAUACGUUAGUGCAAUAAUUAAAGAAUCCUUACGAAUCCAUCCACCGGUACCAGUAAUAACUUUUAGAAAAUUAAAGAAACCAGUUAAGAUUGAUAAAUAUACUUUGCCAAUAAACACCACACUCCUAGUAAAUGCUUGGCAAAUUCAUCAUGAUCCAAAAUAUUGGGAAAAUCCAAAACAAUAUAAUCCUGAAAGAUUCCUAAAUAACGAAAAAAGACAUCCAUUUGCUUGGAUUCCUUUUUCUGCUGGUCCGAGAAAUUGUAUUGGACAAAAUUUUUCUUUAAUGGAACAAAAAGUUAUUAUUUCAAUGUUAUUGCUCAAAUAUAAUUGGACCCUCCCUAAAAAUAGCAUUAAUAAGGAUAAAUUAUUAUUAGCACCUCAAUUUUUAUUGAGACCCGUUGAUUUAAAACUUGUAUUUACGGAAAGAAUUAAUUGAUAAAAUAUAUAUUAUAUACGG